AUGGGUAAAACUAAUUUCAAUUUUGAACAAAAAUUAUUUAAUGAAUGUUUAGAAACUGUAGAUAACUCUGUAAUUUUCGUUAAAUACAAUCCGGUUGCCCUCACUUGUGUCCUCCUUUACUUCACUACUAUUACUAUUACUACUACUACUACUACUACUACUACUACUACUACUACUACUACUACUACUACUACUACUACUACUACUACUACUACUACUACUACUACUACUACUACUACUACUACUACUACUACUACUACUACUACUACUACUACUACUACUACUACUACUACUACUACUACUACUACUACUACUACUACUACUACUACUACUACUACUACUACUACUACUACUACUACUACUACUACUACUACUACUACUACUACUACUACUACUACUACUACUACUACUACUACUACUACUACUACUACUACUACUACUACUACUACUACUACUACUACUACUACUACUACUACUACUACUACUACUACUACUACUACUACUACUACUACUACUAUUACUACAUCUGUCUUUCUACUGAUAAUUUUUAAUUUUUGUCAUUAG
Molecule: messenger RNA, 564 nt
Organism: Schistosoma turkestanicum
Lineage: Eukaryota; Metazoa; Platyhelminthes; Trematoda; Strigeidida; Schistosomatidae
Source: the annotation of a GenBank genome assembly